This is a messenger RNA of Gambusia affinis (western mosquitofish), 2163 nucleotides long. Its product is annotated as V-set and immunoglobulin domain-containing protein 10-like 2. Lineage: Eukaryota; Metazoa; Chordata; Actinopteri; Cyprinodontiformes; Poeciliidae. The transcript is spliced from 9 exons. The record is from RefSeq and is a predicted model, not a curated record. Bases 1 to 2163 code for a protein of 720 amino acids.
AUGUGUAACGGGUACCGUAGCGACAGCACCGCUGUUGACAGAUAUACUCCUGAAGAACAGGAGAAAGACGAGGAAACGGCUUGUUCAGUUCAAGUGUCAUGCAGCAAUGAGGGAAAAUACAAUCAGGACACUAAAACCGCCACCCGCCCCCUGCUGGCGUGGACCCUUCAGAUAAAUCACACUGGAGAGGUGGUGUAUCAGGAUGCCAGUGUGUAUGGGGUGGUGGAUAAAGCUGUGGUUCUCAAAUGUGGAGCAGCGUUACCUGAUUUAUACAUAUGGAGCUUCACUGAGCCAGGCACUGAUGCCAUCAAAGCAGUGCUCUACGAUUUGGGGAAAGGACCGAGGAUCCAGAAGUUAGCUAUGAUGGUCGGACCAGUGACAAUCCUCCCAAACACGGCAUCAAUAAGCAUCGAGAAACUGCCUCUGGCUGCACAUGGUUUGUUCACUUGUCAGGCUUUCUAUGACAUUGAACAUGAGCCUAUAGUUUACUACUACUACGUACAUCUGACUGUCCAAGUUCCUGUGAGUAAGCCGUAUCUCGUGAUGAGUGAAGCAUCUCCAAUUGAAGGAUCGUCAAUAUGGAUGAACUGCAGUGUUGAAAAUGGUUCUGAACCGCUUCAGUACAAGUGGCAACAUAAAACUCUCAAUGAAAACAUUUCUGACUUAUCACAGAACAGCAGCAUCAUCACUGUGACCAGAAUCAACAGAAACUACACUGGCUGGUACCACUGUGAAGUCAGCAAUGCUGUCAACAAUGAGACCUCUGACCGCUUACUGAUAAAUGUCACAUAUGGUCCGGAUCAACCUCAGAUAAAUGUGAUUCCAUUCCAUAUAACAAAUCAUGGAUACUCCGCUCUGGAGAAUGAGACUGUUUCCAUGCACUGUGAAGCCCAGUCCAAUCCAGGCAGUCAGUACAUCUGGUUUUACAAUGAUUCAAAAAUUUACACAAGACCACUCCUCACUAUCAACAAGAUCCUCCGAAGCCACACUGGAAACUACACCUGCUUGGCCCAGAACCCCCACCUCCACACCCAGUCCAGUAAAACCCUCAGCCUGACUGUUUACUACCCUCCAGAUGGCUCCCCCGUGUGCUCUGUGGAGUCAGCACUCAACCACACUGCUCUCAGGCUCCUCUGCUCCUGGCUCGGAGGAUUUCCCUCCCCGUCCCUCAACUGGACCGGAGACCCAACACAGGCAGGACAAAAACAGGUCGACACAGGGCAACAACCUCGUCUAACUACCAACGUCAUGAUGCUCCCGUCUGAGACGCUGAAUCGCAACAGCAGCUUGUUCAGAUGCGUCGCCUCCCAUCCUGCUCUACAACAACCUACAGAGUGCAGCGCGCGUACCUAUAUCCCUCCCUCAGAGGUGCUGUGUUUCACCAACGUGACCAAUGAUAGGCAGUAUUUGAUGGUGUCCUGCGCCUGGACUGGAGGGCUACCCAAAGCACUGUUGUGGUGGGAAGGACCAGGAAACCAAAGCAAGGAUGCACAAGAAGACUCAAACAUCCUGGUCCUUCCUUAUGGGACUGCCCACAGUGGGAAACCCUACACCUGCUAUGCCAAACACCCACUUCUGACUGCAGCAAAGACCUGCAGAAUCACACUGGUCUCCGUUAGUAAGCCGUUCCUCCUGAUGAGCAACGCGUCCCCAAAGGAAGGAUCUUCUGUCUGGAUGCAAUGCAACAUUGGAAAUGGAACUAAGCCAAUACAUUACGUGUGGCAGCAUCAACUGUAUAAUGAAAACGUCACAACGUUUGCACAGGGCAACACCAGCUUCAUUAAUAUCACAGACAUUGUCCGUAACCAGACUGGCUGGUACCGAUGCGCUGCAGGAAACGCCGUCAACAGAGAGAGCUCAGAAAAGUUAUGGCUCAACGUCACAUUUGGUCCAGAUGUUCCUCAGAUAGACGUGGCUCCAUCCAGUGUUGUACAGAGAGGCUACACUGCGCUAGAAAAUGAGACGGUUUCACUGACAUGCCGAGUCCAGUCCAAUCCAGCCGGUCAGUACGUCUGGUUCCACAAUGACUCUGAAGUGUACUCUGGACCACAACUCAUCAUCACAAAGAUCCUCCGUCUGCACACCGGUGGCUACACCUGUGUGGGACAAAACUCCUACCUGAACACGCAGUCCAGGAAAACCAUCACCCUGACGGCUCCUUGA